AGUUGUGAUUUUACAGUUCAAAUCGGCGAAGUGUCCAUCAAAUGUCAUAGCAUUAUCCUGGCGGCCUGUUCGCCGUUUUUUCUUGGAUUGCUGAGAUCUGGAAUGAAAGAAGCCAACGAGGGACUUGUAGUUCUACAAAAUGUAUCAGCCUCCAACUUUCAGUUAAUCUUGAAAACAUUGUACACCGGUGAAGACGUGUUGAGUCUUGACAACUUCAUCGAAAUCUGGCACGCUGUAGAUAUGCUGCAGAUUGAAUUUCUUGUAGACUUAUGUGAAACAUUCGCUUCUCAAAACAUAAAACUAGAAAAUUUCAGUGAAAUCUUCUCCACUGCCAAUCUCUUUAAUUCUAAAUUAGUGCUGUCGUCGGUGAAAACAUUCAUGAUUCAGAACUUUGAAUCUAUUUAUACAUCUAAACGUUUCUUAGAAUUAUCUUUUGAUGAAAUGUGUUUUAUAGUUAGCAGUCAUGCCCUUCAUUUCAACAGCGAACAUCCUGUACUAGAGUUGAUUCUAAACUGGGCUGAAUACAAAAUUGCUGUUAGAGUUUCUAAAGCGGUAAACAACUGCAAUGAAAACAAUAAAAAAUUAAAAACAUUAGAACCAGUUAGUAGUUUAAGCUAUGCCAGCUUGAAAUAUACACAGCUUAACAGUUUAGAAGACAAAACUACCAUGUGUGCAGACACUAUUGGCAAUGACAACCAGCGUAUAGUUGAAUUCUUUUAUGAUUCCAUUGAAAGGACAGAAGACGACAUGUUUAUUUGCGAUUUAGAUUCCACUUCUUCAGAAAAUGUUAGCACAAAUCUUAGCUCUGAUAGAGUUGAUGAACUCAACAUCUUACUGAGUCAAGUAAGAACUUGUAUUAUAUGCCCCGAGUUACUUAUGAAUGUUUUAGAACAUCGUCUCAUUAAACGUAAUGAUAAAGCAUGUCAGAUAAUCGUCUCAGCUCUCUUAAGACAGAUGUCUUUCCGUCACGGCCAGUGGCCAAAAGCUGGUGUAUACAGACAAUGUCAAGAGUACGGUAACUAUGGUAUUAGUUGCAUGAACGGUUCUGGGAAAUUCUUGUUGAUCGAUCCGCUUGAUGAAAAAAGGUACACUCUAACGUCCUGUCCCCGGUUAUGUCGCAACAUCCAGCUAGUUGCUUUUGACAAGGAGCUCUACGCUACUGGAGGACAAUUUGCAUAUCAGAUUACAAGUGACAUGUUUGUUUUCAGGGAUAACACAUGGACGCAUGUAGCGGAGAUCCAAGGAGCAAGUACAUUACUAGCAAGCAAUGGAGAAUACAUUUAUGUUACAAGUGUUUUGGAUAAGGUAAUAUAUCGAUUAAACCCAAAAUGUAAUCCUCCCAGUCUGAUUAAAUUUUCAACUGUACCAGUUUAUAGUUGUGUAACCCAUGUCAUGAGCUACCAAAUUUACCUCAUCUUCUUCUGUGCUGACACAGACGUCCAUAUGUUAGACCUUCAUGCCAAAAGCUGGACAAGACUGGACAACCUCGAGGGACCAUCUAAAAACAUCAUCAGUUUUCGUAACGACGACAACCACUUUGUGCUACAAACAAAUGGCAGCUUGUGGGUUUUGAGAUCAACGGGUAAACACAUCAGAUUUGGUCUUGUAGCUGAACUUUGGAGUUUACACCACGAUUUGUUUGGAGCACUCUUGUAUGGUGAAAAACUGGUCAUCUUUCACAAAUGUCUAGAACAGGGUCCAGAAAAGAGAAUUGUCUAUAGAGUUGGCAAUGCUUUUGAUUCAUUUAGUUUUUAUGAGUUAUCUUCUCCGUAUUCAAAACUGAUUCCUGUUGUUCUGCCUAAAUAUUGUCUUUCAGAAUGUUUAUAAUACCGGGAUGUCUAGCAUGAUAUUUUGUAACGUUUUAUACUUGCAACAUAAUCCAGUAAUAUUGUUAAACUAGUGCAAAAGAUGAUAACCCUUAAGUAUUAAGAAAUGAUACAAUUUUUACCUUAUGUUCAUUAGAAAACCAUCACGAUAAAUGUAAUAUUACCAUGUUUUACAUUUUAAACAAUUGUAUACACCGUUUCAAUAAAAUAGAUACAUACACUGCACAUGUUUAACGUACACGUGGUAACUAUUAAUAUCAAAAUAAAACAGAAAUACUGAUUACGAAAUUUGAUAGAAAUGAAAAAAUGGUUUUGAAGAGUAAUUGACAUUUUUGGUAAAGCUACAUCACAUUAUACUUUUACUAACUACAUCAAUUUUUAAUGCGAUAUUCUAGCUUCGACUUGAAUAAAAUCGUUUGCGGCAUUAAAAUUAAAGAAGAUAUUCCUCACAAUUCUACAUUUAAAAUAUUUUUGAAUUUCUGUUCUUUUUACAAGAUAGUAUUUACUUGUUUUCUCAUACAGUCUGUCUAUAUGUCGUCAUAGAUAGAAACGGUCGAACGAAAUUUUGGGCACUUGUUACUAACAGAUUCGUUUCAAAAU
Molecule: messenger RNA, 2426 nt
Organism: Physella acuta
Lineage: Eukaryota; Metazoa; Mollusca; Gastropoda; Physidae
Molecular function (GO): protein binding
Source: RefSeq, a predicted model, not a curated record